CAGCAACGACGAGGAUGACACUGCCAGUGCGGUUUUCUGUGUUGUGAGCACGAUCGAGAUGACGGCCAAUGGAAUCUUAUGCUAUCUACCAGCCAACACCUCACGGCCCUCCCUGGCCUUAUCCUUUCCUCCUCUUCGGCUCACUGAAUGAGACGGAUGGAAUGAGGCUUGUGUUGACAACUAACUCUCAGAACUCCUCAGAACGAGUGACUACACAGAAUAUAACUGCGCGCUCCCGCUGCUCCGAGUUGCCUCGGGAGCACUAGGGGCGUCCGCUGCUCAGGGUGCUACGAUGCCCACCCGGGAGCGCCUGACCCCUCCUGUUGGGCUGGCUCGGGGGGCGCGCGUCAUGCUCAUUCUAACCCGAGUUCACUCUCGCCCUCACUGCCUCUUCUCGAUCUCGCCUGGCAAUGAUUCUGGAUCCCUUUCACAAGCUCGGCAGCUAGGCGCAAUUGGAUAUCCCAGACAGUUGAUGCCCGUAUCGCAACAAUCACAAAGACAGGGAGGCACUUUAUAUCCAAUUUCUGCAAGCUCGGCAAGAAGUGUACUGAACUCCUCGGGGCUCAUGCGGUCCUUGCACUCGCGGGGAUCAGUAAUGCGCCCGACUAAAUUUCAUCAUGGUCAAAACUCACGGGGCUCUCAGUCUCCUCGCUCAGACAAGUCUGGUGCUGCUGGAAAAUCUAGAAGCCCCACAUCUGCUGGUCGGUUUCCGACCAGCAGAUGUGGGGGUCUAGAGGGUAUCGCACAGCGAGAGUUCGAGGCGCAGAAGGUCGUCUCGCAGGGUGUGUCGAAGGGUGCCACGAUGUGUCGUGGCAGGGAGCAGGUCGGCAGCAGGGAGGUUUUGCGCCGCUCCCAGAGAGUUUCCGGAGUGCUGCACAUCGAUUAGAGGGGCACGUACUCUACAAAGCUGGACUGUCAUACCUUCUUGGUCAAGUUGACCAAGCGCGUCUGGAACGCGCGAGAUCGUCCUGUCUGUGC
Messenger RNA from Microdochium trichocladiopsis, 978 nucleotides. RefSeq lists its product as uncharacterized. The transcript has a single exon. The coding region runs from base 293 to 886 and encodes 197 amino acids. NCBI's taxonomy places the organism in Eukaryota, Fungi, Ascomycota, Sordariomycetes, Xylariales, Microdochiaceae. The record is from RefSeq and is a predicted model, not a curated record.